AUGGACACCGAAAUGAAAAAACAAGACAUAGACGUGGGAAGUGCUAUGGAGACUAUGAAGGUCUGCAUAGAUAUGGCAAGCCUUGAAGAAAAGAGGAUCAACAAGGUGUGCAGAGAGUUCUAUGAAUAUGGAAAGACCUUCAUCGAUAAUUUGCAACGAGAAGUGGUCUUACCUAAAAAGAUUGAGAGCAUAACAACUCUAAGAAAUCCAUCUGGCCAAGGUACAAAGAAGUGGAGCAGGUAUAAGAUGAUUAUCCAUCUCAGGAACUUUUACCUUGAAGCCACACAUCAACAGUUGGAAAAGGUUGUCCAAUUCCUCAAGAACUUCCCCCAUGUUGAAAUUAACCUAAGCAUUCAGAAUUAA
This is a messenger RNA of Encephalitozoon romaleae SJ-2008, 363 nucleotides long. RefSeq names its product ribosomal protein S10-like protein. The coding region runs from base 1 to 363 and encodes 120 amino acids. The record is from RefSeq and is a predicted model, not a curated record. Lineage: Eukaryota; Fungi; Microsporidia; Unikaryonidae. The transcript has a single exon.